GCUUGAUUUACCUCAACACGCACAUCGGGAAGCCACUUCGUUAUGCGCCGCCUUCUUCUCUCCCGUACCCUGGCAUCGGUAUGCGGACUGCGCUGCAUUUCGGCGAAUGACUCGGACAGCGAGCGUCUCGAGCGUUUGCAGGAGCAGGUAAAUGGAAUCAAGGCAACUCUGAAAGCCAUGGAAGAAAGCAAGAGGGCCAACGGUCUGGUUCGCCUGUACGGAACACAGAAAUUAGCAAAGUUGGAUAUCAAACGAAUCUUGGCCAUUUUCAAUGGAAAAACGUCCCACCCACCUAUAUUCUGUCAUAAGACACUUCCAAUUGUCUUGGCACACUUCAUCUCAGGUCUUGACACACUUCCUGCUGGCCUCAACGCAAUGCCAUCUAUACUUGCCGUCCGUGGAACACUUCUGCGCUCUUUUCAGAAACUGGUCAGCUGCGAUAUCCCCGUAACGUACGAUCAAAUACAGUUUUUUCGCAGAGUUCUAGAGGACAUCGACGAAGAGCAUGCUGAACGCGAUCUUUUGCAGACGAUGGCAUUCGGAAUUCUGGAGCUGAAAGACGAUCUUUCAAGACACCGAAAGGCGUUGUUGGAGCUCAAGACGACGUCUGAACGCUGGUCUGACCUUCCCAUCUCGGAGGAGCAAGUACUUCCGUACGAAGAGCUCGCGGAUGCUCAGGCGCCCUUGGACGCGGUAAAUCGGUCCAUGGUAAUGUACAACUUCAUCUCACGCAUGUUCCUCAACAGCGACUCUGAGGCCGCUACAGGAGAGAAACGCUGCAAGGUGGGAAUGGUAGACCUCGAGAUCAACCUCGAAAACGUCGUUCGCAACGCGGUACAUGAGGCGAAGCAAAUCUGCACUGACCACUACGGCGACUGCCCUGACGCGGAAUUUGUUAUCACCUCGGAGUCGAAGAUGUUCAAGUUCCCGUUCAUGAGCACGACUAUCCGUUAUAUAAUACUGGAGCUCAUGAAAAACGCCUUCCGCGCUACAGUGGAGGCUCAUAUGAAGCGCAACUCCAUGGGUAUGAUAACUUGCGACGACAUGCCUCCUGUUCGCGUACUGAUCAACCUUCAAGAAGGCAUCGAGCACGCGUGCAUUUGCAUUUCUGACGAAGGAAAAGGGAUGACGGAGGAGGCGCUUGGGAUGGCCAUGGCAUACUCCUACACGUCAGUGAGCAAACCGGCGAUGGACUUAAAAGACGGUGUUGGUACUACCUCUUCGGAGCCGUCGGCGCUAGCUGGUUACGGUUACGGUCUUCCGAUGUCCAGAGUGUAUGCCCAGUCGUUAGGCGGUGACCUUGUGCUGCAGACUAUGGAGGGCUACGGUACUCGUGCAUACUACUACAUCAAAAUUGCGUAG
Messenger RNA from Leptomonas pyrrhocoris, 1362 nucleotides. RefSeq names its product putative mitochondrial developmentally regulated phosphoprotein-like protein. The coding region runs from base 43 to 1362 and encodes 439 amino acids. NCBI's taxonomy places the organism in Eukaryota, Euglenozoa, Kinetoplastea, Trypanosomatida, Trypanosomatidae. Gene Ontology annotation, molecular function: pyruvate dehydrogenase (acetyl-transferring) kinase activity. The transcript has a single exon. The record is from RefSeq and is a predicted model, not a curated record. Gene Ontology annotation, cellular component: mitochondrion. Gene Ontology annotation, biological process: protein phosphorylation; regulation of glucose metabolic process.